UACACGUUCAACAGGGGGAAUGUAACAAUUAGAGCGCUAACUUCAUUGAUUUAGUGAUUUUAUCUAAUAUCAGCCCACAACACUCUGUUCAGAAAGUAGUUUGAGUUGCUAUACAAUAUGGCAAGUAAGCAUAGAAUCACCAUACAUGUUUCGGGUUUAACGUUUAAAGUUAGAAGGGAUUUAUUACUCGAGAAACCCAAGACAUACCUAGGAUGUAUAGCUAUGAAGACUAGUUUUAGCGAAGAAGAUUCUGACAUAUGGAUAGAUAGACCUUUAGAUUGUUUCCAGGCCGUUUUGAAUUUCUAUCAAACUGGUGAAUUCCAUAUGCCAUCAACUAUUUGUCCAAAGGCAUUUAAAAGAGAACUUGACUUUUGGCGCAUCUCGUACACUGAUUUAGAGGACUGCUGUCUUUAUAGAUAUCUUCAGUUUAUGGAUGAUAUGGAAAAAAAUCCAAAUUUUUGCAGCAGCAAGCCAAAUUAGAAAUAGGAGACGACAAUGGCAAAAGAAGAGUUCGGUCUAAAAUAUGGAGCAUUAUAGAUAACAGAGAAACAUCAAUAGGAGCGAAGAUAUUUCUGUUCGUUGGAAUUAGUUUUGUUCUAGCAUCUGCAAUAACAAUGUCAAUCAACACAUUGCCACAGCACAGACGGUUCCUGACACCUUGUGAAAUGCAAAAAUUCUACCAAGACGACUAUAACAACUACGUAGAAGAAGAAAUUCAAUUUUUGUCGGUACCAUGUAAUCAUAUAAAAAUUUAUGAUGAUCGUAUUGAAGUAAAAGACGUAGAAGGAAAUUUUACUAAACCUGAUUCCCUGCCAACACUUACAAUUAAAAAUGAGGCAUUUAUGACGGUUGAAUAUAUUACAACUGCUUUUUUCACAGUUGAGCUGUUUUUUCGCUUACUGUGUUGUCCAAGCUUGAAAGUAUAUUUUAUGUCUUGGAUUAAUUUAGCAGACAUUAUAUCCCUUAUUGCUGGUUAUAUGACUAUAGUUGUGUACGCCAUAACCGAGAAUCAUCAACAAAUAGUAAUAAAGGACGUAUUGGAACAUCUGCAAGUCUUACGCUUACUUCGUCUUGUGCGUUAUUGCCAAAAUUUCAGUACAAUCCAAGUCCUGAAAUUUUCAAUGAAACAAAAUUUUCGAGAUCUCUUGGUACUGCUUUUGUACCUAGGAAUAGGUAUUUUAAUCUUCGCAAACAUUAUUUACCUAGUUGAGGAUAAUUCCAAGAUAAAUAACAUUCCCCAGGCAUGGUGGCUCGGGAUAAUAACCAUGACGACGGUAGGAUACGGGGACGUCACACCAGUUACUCCGACAGGAAAAGCUGUUUGUGGAAUAUGUGCAAUAGGUGGGGUUAUUUUGAUAUCGGUUAUCCUACCCAUCUUCGUUGAUUCCUUUCUUUCACUUUAUGGGAUAGCACAACUCAAUUUAACAGCAUAUCGAAAACAAUCAAACGGUGUAAUUGUCAAAACAGGGAAUGCAAAAGUGACGCCACAAAAAAUACCAACUCUUAGCUGGGAGUAAAUCUUUAUAUAUGGGACUAUAAGGUGCUAGGGCUGUCUUAAACUUGCAGUGAGGUGAUAGUUUUUUUUGCUUCAUGUUGAAGACCUCAGUAUGACUUUGAGAUGAAGAACAGCAAUAAAAGCGCUGUUCCUUUGCAUUUUGUGUGUUUUUUGCUGUGCAUGUACUGAUUUUGUGUCAUGGAUAGAUACACCAUAUCCUUUGUUUUCUACUAUGUAUAUUAUUGUUAACUGCUGGUUAAAAGCGGACUUUUUGAAUUAUUAUGUAUAAGCCCAUAUGCGCAAUUAAUUUCAGGUAGGCGAUAACAGUAACAUUUUCUUGUAGUCCAUUGUUCAUGCAGCAAACUUUAAUGACUAUGAUGAGGUUUUUUUCAAGCUCAGACAUUUUCACCAAUGUGGUUUAAUUGGGGUACCGUAUGAGAUUAAAUUUCCAUGAUUUAACAAACAGAUAUGUGAACAAUUACAGGUUAACGUAUGGCCUUCAACAAUGAGCAAAGACCACUAUUAAAGGCCACGGGAGAAAAAAACAUGUUUGUGAGAGCUCAACCCCUCCCUCUCCGACCAAACCAUAUACAGAGACAGUGAUAUAACAACACAACAUAAGAACAAUCUAAAAAAAUAAUGAGUUUGAAAGGGCUUAACUCAUUAGAUAGUUAUCAAGCACACAAGAAAAUAAGACAAAAAGCACUUGCAGUUUACUUCAAGCUACAUGUAGUUCAAAACCAAAUUGAUAGUCUUUCGGAGGACGUGUUUUACAACAAACAAUCGAAGUUCCCAAGGGUUCCAACUGUGCUCCCUUUCUAACCGAUUUGUUCCUUUAUUCAUCUUAGGCAGACUUCAUACAGGAGAUUCGAAGGAAGAAUAAAAAGAAGCCAACAUUAUCCUUUAACUUCACGUUCCGCUAUGUAGACGAUGUCCACUCACUGAAUAAUUCAAAGUUUGGUGACUAUGUUGAACGCAUCCGGCAAUUAUAUCGAACUUGAAAUAAAGGAUACAACAUAUAUAGUUUAGUCUGCGUCAUAACUUGACUUACAUCUAGAAAUUGACAAUGAGGGUCGGUUGGGAACAAAAUUUUGCGACAAAAGAGAUGAUUUCAGCUUCCGAAUUGUGAGCUUUCCAUUUCAAUAUAGCAACAUUCCAGCAGCGACUGCAUACAGAGUAUAUAUCUCCCAGAGCUUGGAUCUCAUAUUAUAAUUUCCUUGAUAGUGGAUUGCUGCUUACAAGGAAGCUAUUUAACCAAGAGUUCUAAGUGGUGAAGUUGAAAUAAUCCCUUCGAAAAUUUUACAGACUCCAUCGCGAGUUGGUUGACCGUUAUGGAAUAUCUGUUUCACAGAUGACGACGGAUGUGUUGCAAUUGUCGUUACCACAAACUCGUCCUCUAUUCUCCGAAUUUGACCUAACAAAGUAGACCUAUAAAAGUUUAUAUUUCAGCAAUGAAUCAGGGAUACCUUUCAACUAUAUUUGUUUUUUAUUCUCCCAGUUAUAUUCUCUUGUCCAGGAUAAAUGAUCAUUAUUAUUGAAGCAACAACAUGGUCGAAAAUAUUCCGGAUUCCAGCUGUUUCAUAUCCUUUCUAUCUACAAUGUAAUGGAGUCGUGUAAAAUUUCCCCAAAUGUUUCUUUCUCAAAUAACUCUCUAGAUAUCUUGUAUAUGAUCGACCCCCAGUCAUAAGAACAUACAACUAUCGAUUCAAACACAUCAUUAUUCGAGGAAUAUCAUUUUUCGUGGAUUUCGUGGAUACAGUUGAUCUAUGAAUUUAAAUGUUCAACGAAUUACAGAUUUUCUAUAGGCUUGCAGACUUUUGGAAAACCACGAAAUCAAAUAUCCAGGAAAAUACCAUUUUUCCUUAACCCACGAAGAUUGUACCAACGAAAGAUAAAUGAAUCCACAGUACUAAAUAAGAAAAGAAUUAAUAAAUUGUGGAAAUGGCAUAUAUACUAGUACUCAAGUUAUUACACGUAGAAAGUUGACAGCCGCAGUACUUCUCUAUUUUUAUAACAAGAUUUUGCCACCUGAUAUAAUUGUUUACUGUAUUGUUAUCACAUACAAAUGAAAUUAAUCUAGGUCAUAUCAUAGACAAAUAAAUAUCAC
Mytilus californianus (California mussel) is the source of this 3602-nucleotide messenger RNA. RefSeq names its product potassium voltage-gated channel subfamily A member 10-like. Gene Ontology annotation, biological process: potassium ion transmembrane transport. The record is from RefSeq and is a predicted model, not a curated record. The coding region runs from base 615 to 1517 and encodes 300 amino acids. The transcript is spliced from 2 exons. Gene Ontology annotation, cellular component: membrane; voltage-gated potassium channel complex. NCBI's taxonomy places the organism in Eukaryota, Metazoa, Mollusca, Bivalvia, Mytilida, Mytilidae. Gene Ontology annotation, molecular function: voltage-gated potassium channel activity.